AUGGAAUAUGUUGAUAAGUACGGUUUUGUAUCAGAAACUAAGCCGAAAAGAUCAAACCUAUCAUUCAUAAAAGUGAAUUCCAGGAUUGAAAAAUGACAAAAAAUGCUAACACAGUGGGAAAAAUAUACCACAAGCAAAGAGAAAAUACUGAAAAAUAGAUGCAGAAAAGGGAUUCCUGACGUGAUCAGAGGAAGAGCAUGGUAUAUGAUGUCAAAUACUCAGAAAGUGAAGGAUUAUUACCCUAAAAACAUGUAUGAGGACAUAAAAACAAGCAAUUUGCGCUCAGCGAAUAUGAAUGAUAUAAAUAAAGACUUAGCUAGAACAUUUCCGGAAAAUGUGUAUUUUAGGUUUCAAGGAGGCCAAGAAGCACUGCUAAAUGUGCUGAGGGCUUAUUCGCUAUUAGAUACUGAGGUAGGGUAUUGCCAAGGAAUGGCUUAUUUGGUAGGUGUCUUGCUGAUGUUUAUGGACGAAGAAAAUGCUUUUUAUUUGUUUGUCAAUAUUAUGUACAAUUUUGAUAUGAGAGGCUAUUUUUUAAAUGGAAUGGAAAAAACCUAUUUGAGCCUUUAUAUUACCAACAAGCUCAUGAAAUUAUAUGAACCAGCCCUAUGAGAGCAUUUUAACGACGUUGGCUUUGUUUCGCAAAUUUAUGCUACACAAUGAUAUGUCACAAUAUUUACUUACUCUUUUCAAAUGGAAACGAUUUUAAGAAUAUGGGACUGCUACUUAUAUGAAGGACCAAAAAUUUUAUAUAGAAUGUCAUUAGGAUUUAUGAGAUUUUCCAAAAACCAUUUAAAAAAUCUGGGGAUUGAUUUAAUUCUUAGGAAAGUCAGAGAAAUUGAAGAAACUAUUGAUGUUGAGCAGUGGUUUAAAGUCUCAUUUAAUAUAUCUUUAUCGAGGAAAAGAAUUAAAGAGAUUGAAAAAGAGUACAUUGAAGGUCCUGAUGAAGAAUUCAUUCAAUGGAGAGCGUAG
This is a messenger RNA of Blepharisma stoltei, 969 nucleotides long. Lineage: Eukaryota; Ciliophora; Heterotrichea; Heterotrichida; Blepharismidae. The record is from the annotation of a GenBank genome assembly.